AUGGAACGUAAUACUGAAAUAAGUUCAAGUGAAGAUGAGUUCGAUUUCACGGUGCUUAACGAGGAAAUUACGUCUCUACACAGAGAGCUUGUCGAUACAGAGAAUAACAGCAGUAGUGACGAUAAAGACUCACAAUCGGACAGUACUGAAUGGAUUAGUUGCACUGAAUCUGAAGAAAUACCGUCAAGAAUACCAUUUAUAGCCGGCGACACUACUGCAGGACCGCACGCACCACCAGAUAAGAAAGAACCAUUGGAUUUUUUAAAACUCUUUGUUACUAAUAAACUGGCGAAUGGAAUAGUUAUUGAAACUAAUAAUUAUGCUACAAAAAAGUUAGAAGGAAAGACAUUAUCACCGUACUCGAUAUGGCGAAAUUGGCGGAAUGUAACUAUUGAAGAAAUGUGGGCAUUCAUUGGUGUUAUAAUAAAUAUGGGGACAAUGCCGUUGGCAAAUUUGCAGGAAUAUUGGUCACGGAAUGAUGUCAGCUACAUCCCUUUUUAUUCGAACAAGUUCACGAGAGAUAGAUUCAAUCAGAUUUUUUGGAUGCUUCAUCUAAAGACAAUCCAAAGACAAGAUGCAGGACCACGAACACGCUUACAACUGUUUGGCUGUUUUCUUGAUUAUAUAAAUUCAAAAUUUUUUAAGUAUUUUACACCGAGAAGAGAGAUUUGUGUGGAUGAAUCUACGGUCAAGUUCAAAGAUCGGAUCUCUUUCAUAACGUACAAUCCGAAGAAACCAACCAAAUGGGGAAUCAGAGUUUAUACGAUGGCAGACACUUCCGGUAUCAACGAAAAUACCAUUGCAUCUUUAUACAAUGCUGCUGGAAAAAAUGCCUGGUGCUCAAGGAUAUCAUAUGUUCACUGA
This is a messenger RNA of Habropoda laboriosa, 864 nucleotides long. RefSeq names its product piggyBac transposable element-derived protein 1-like. NCBI's taxonomy places the organism in Eukaryota, Metazoa, Arthropoda, Insecta, Hymenoptera, Apidae. Bases 1 to 864 code for a protein of 287 amino acids. The record is from RefSeq and is a predicted model, not a curated record. The transcript has 2 exons.